AUGGCUUCUCUCUUUAACAAAUUUCAAGAGGUUGUGAAAAAUCUGGCCAAAAGUCCCACAUUUGCUAAAAAUCCAAGGGAGUUCCAAUUUGAAGCUGACAUGAAUCUUGCUGUUAAUGAAGUCGACAUCUUCAGUUACAAUCGUUUGGGGAGGAAUGCCGAGGAGGCAGAUGCAGAGGAGAUCAUUGAAAUGGCCGGUAAAGCUUCUGUUGAUGAUCAGCAGAAACAGGUCCAAGAAAACAUCCAUUUUCAAAUUACAAACUUCUGUACAGCUAUGAAUGAAAUUCUUCUUCCUGAUGUGGCAAAGAGAAAUGAGAACGAUGAAGCUCCUGCACAAUCGAAUGCUGCUCCUCACCAUAGCGGCCUUAGUUUUGCUGUCAGCAAGAGUGGUCCACCUACUGACCGUUCUGCUAUAUCUGAGACGAGGCAGUUAAAUUGGGCUGAAGUAUCACAGAGUUUAAAAGAUCACAUUGGCUACACACUUGAUCUCAAGCCAUCUCUGAUACCCCACAAUGAUGCUGGGCGAGGUUUGUUCAUAAGCGGCGAGGCUGAUGUGGGCACUGUUAUUGCCAUAUACCCUGGUGUCAUUUACAGCCCUGCCUAUUACCGGUAUAUCCCAGGGUACCCAAAAGUCAAUGCCCAGAACCCAUAUUUGAUCACUAGAUAUGAUGGUACUGUGAUCAAUGCCCAGCCUUGGGGUUCUGGGGGUGAAAGUCGCGAAGUGUGGGAUGGCUUAACUAUGCCAGAAAUCAGACCUAGUGUCCAAAGUAUUGAGAAAGGUUCGGAUCGGGUCUGGAUGAUGCUGAGCAAACCUUUGGAAGGUACACGAGUUGGUUCUAUUGGUGAUGUCUUGGAGCGGAGAAACCCAUUAGCUUUGGCUCAUUUUGCUAACCACCCAGCGGAGGGUGUGGAUCCUAAUGUUAUGAUUUGCCCCUAUGACUUCCCGCUGACUGAGAAGGAUAUGAGGACCUAUAUACCAAAUGUAUCAUUUGGAAAAUCAGAAGUGAAUAUGAGAAGAUUUGGCAGUUUUUGGUUCAGAUCCAGUGCCAAAAAUAGCGCAUAUGAUGUUCCUGUUCUCAAGACUCUGGUGUUAGUUGCCACUAGGGCAAUUGGUGAUGAAGAAGUGCUCCUAAACUACAGGUUGAGCAAUGCGAAGCGUCGGCCAGCAUGGGUGAUUAGAUUACAAUCUGUUGAAUAUUGUGUCGUUAUUUCAGCUGGGCCGAAGAUUAACUCCAAACUUUUGAAAUCAGAUAUUAGACUGGAGCUUAUUGAAAAGGAAGAGAAAUCCUCGAACCUUCCGGUGGUGUUCUUUUACUGGAGUAGAUUCCCCAUAGAACUGCCGGCUGGCAUCAUGUAUGCCAAAGUUUCUCAAGGUGUCCUUGCUUCACGGAGUUCCUAG
This is a messenger RNA of Dovyalis caffra, 1398 nucleotides long. NCBI's taxonomy places the organism in Eukaryota, Viridiplantae, Streptophyta, Magnoliopsida, Malpighiales, Salicaceae. The record is from the annotation of a GenBank genome assembly.